Molecule: messenger RNA, 1077 nt
Organism: Naegleria lovaniensis
Lineage: Eukaryota; Heterolobosea; Eutetramitea; Acrasida; Naegleriidae
Exons: 2
Coding region: 1-1077 (358 amino acids)
Biological process (GO): mRNA splicing, via spliceosome
Cellular component (GO): spliceosomal complex; U2AF complex
Molecular function (GO): metal ion binding; pre-mRNA 3'-splice site binding
Source: RefSeq, a predicted model, not a curated record
AUGCAAACUGAGCAAAAAAAUUGCACGUUUUAUUGGAAAAUCGGAGCUUGUAGGCUUGGUGAUCGAUGUUCUCACUUGCAUCAAAAGCCAGCCUACUCUCAGACCAUCAUGAUCCGACACAUGUAUCCAAAUCCGAGAGGAGCAAACUAUGUCGAUCAAGACGGAAUUCUAAGACCAUUCACAAAUGAAUUCUUGAGAGAAUAUUUUGAUAACUUUUAUGCUGAUGUAUUCAAAGAAUUGGAAACCAAACAUGGUCUGACCAUUGAAGAUUUAUAUGUUUGUGAUAAUACUUGUGAACACAUGUUCGGAAAUGUUUAUAUUUCAUUUGCAAAUAUUGAGGAUGCCAAAAAGUGUUUUCAACUAAUGAAAGGAAGAUUUUACGCAGGAAGAAUGUUAGUUCCCGAGUAUUCACCUGUUCUUGAUUUUUCCGAAGCAAAAUGUAGACCUUUUGAAAGAGGAGGAGAGGAACAAUGUCCUAAAGGAGCCAAUUGCAAUAAUAUUCAUCCAUUGAAACCUUCCGAAGAUUUGUUAAAACAUUUACUAGGAGAAACUAGAUAUGAAUUGUAUAAACAGAAGCAUGAAACACCAACUCAUCAUGAUCAUUAUCAUCAUCGUGGUGGCUCAUCCGACUACAAUGCUCCAUAUGCAGGAGGAGGACAACACAGACAUCAUAGACCACAACAGCACAGAGAUCAACAACAGCCACCACAUCAACAACCUCAAUUUUCCACACCUCCCUCAAAACCUGGAUUUAUUCCAAGAGGUGGCAAUGUCAGUGGUGGUGGAGGUAGAUACCAUGACAACAGGGGAGGUGAUAAUCGAAGAUUUAGCUCAUCAUCUGGCUCAGGAGGAGGAUACUACAAUGAACAACAUCAACAACCACGAGAUUCCAGACAUCAGGGUGGUGGGGAUAAUCGAUAUCCACGAUCCGAUAAUAGACCACCAAGUAAUGAUAGGUAUUACAAUGCCUCUACAUCACCUCCAGGAUCCUCUUCUGAUUAUAACAAGAGAAAGAGGAGAGAAGAUUCUGACAGCAAUUAUGGAGGUGGAUCGUACUACAAGAGAAAUAAGGAAUAA